AGCAGUCUCUUAAAUAUAAAACAAGAAAAAAAUCAUUUAAAAAACAUUGCACUCUAUUAUUUACAUAGAAGAAGCUAAAGACAAAGCAGAGAGAUAAGAGCGCGAUGAGACGUCAACCACGUCCACGUCCCUCGCCACCGCGUUCUCACUCAUCUCCGUCGUCAUCUUCAUCGGAGUUCGAGUUCAACGUCUCCAUCUCUCCUCGAAAAGCUUCUUCUUCGCUCUGUCCCGCCGAUGAGCUCUUCUACAAAGGCCAGCUCCUCCCUCUUCAGCUCUCCCCUCGUCUCUCUCUCGUCCGUACACUCUGUUCUUCUUCUUCCUCCUCCUCUGACUACACUUCCUCUUCCUCCGCCGCACGUGACUCCACCGAGUCUUCCUCCUCGACUGACUCCACCGCCUCUUUUCCUCUCCUCCGCCCUCCGCCGCUCGAUGGCUGCGACUCUUCCCGUCCUAGCUCCGUAACCGACGAGGAAGAUUUGUUCUUUAAACCGACGAAGAAGAACACUAGCGGUGGUUUCUCGCUCUCUAGAUUCUCCUCUGUUUUCAAGAAAGAUCACAAAACCGUCUCCGCCGCCGCGGCUCCGUCUUCGGUGAAGAGAAUGAGCUCAACGGCGAAAGAGGUAAUCCGCAAAUACAUGAAAAAGGUCAAACCUUUAUACGACAAGCUGUCUCAGAAACAGAGCAACACCGUUGUCGCGUCUUCGAAAACAGAGCAGUUAUCUCUCAAACACUCCGGGAACAUCCGUGGAACCUCCGCCGUCGCCUCCUCCUCCUCCUCUGCCAUCACCUCCAUUCCGGCCGCUGCCUCCAGCGGCGGCGGCGGGAUCUCUAUCUCUUUCUCAGGAAACCUGAUGAAAUACACGAAACGUGGACGGUGCGCGGCGAGCUGUCCGUCGUCGAUGAGGUCAUCUCCGAGUCACUCCGGCGUGCUGACACGUGGCGGUUUCCCGGGUCAAGGAGGAGGUAGCUGCAGCAGCAGCAUCAACAACAGUAUGUCUUCUUCGAUGGAAGAGUUGCAGAGUGCUAUUCAAGGAGCUAUUGCUCAUUGCAAGAACUCAAUGAUGCAGAAGAAUAUGGUUAGUAGUCUUGAGAUCUAGUUUGAUGCAUCUCAUUUAUGUUUUUAUGUUCUUGUCUUUCUAGACAUUUUUAAAAUUUUAAUCUACUCUAUUUUUUUGUCUUAGAAUUGCAAGUGCGAUCCAAACAUCCGAUAUAAUUAACGAUGUUAAUGGUUUAUUUUAUCUGUUUGAUUAA
Messenger RNA from Raphanus sativus (radish), 1251 nucleotides. RefSeq names its product probable membrane-associated kinase regulator 1. The transcript has a single exon. Lineage: Eukaryota; Viridiplantae; Streptophyta; Magnoliopsida; Brassicales; Brassicaceae. Bases 105 to 1097 code for a protein of 330 amino acids. Gene Ontology annotation, cellular component: plasma membrane. The record is from RefSeq and is a predicted model, not a curated record. Gene Ontology annotation, molecular function: kinase inhibitor activity.